AUGGCGUUUGCUGGGACAAAUAUCAGUUUGUUCCAGCCGGAUAUCACGCAAAAACUAACGGAGCGCAUAGAUGACCUGAAGCAAAAAGUCGCUGCUUGGGGGAAGCGGAUUCGACGAUUUAGCGAGAGGUCAAGGCGGUUCAACCAGAAUCGUCUCUUCCAGAGUGAUCAGAAGAGGCUCUAUAAAUCAUUGGAGCGACCAGAGGUAUGUGGAGCGGGCCCAGGACCGGAUCAGGCUGACACUGUCGCAUUUUGGCGUGGCCUGUGGUCAGAGCCCGUAAACCACAGCGAGGGCCCUUGGAUGGAAGUUGUGGCGAGCCAGAGUGCAAGUGUUACGCCUAUGGACCCCGUCACCAUAACGCCUGAAGACGUGGCUGAGGCGGAUUAUGAGUUCGUUACUUUACCUGAAGAGAACGACAACUUACCGGCUAUUGAGAAUGAGAACAUGAUUGUGGAUCCUUUGUUUUCAGAGCUUAAUGACGUAGAUGACAACGGAAUACCAAAAGAUGUUACCUCGGAUGAUCCACCAUUUUCGUGCACCAGUGUUGAAUAUACUGAUGUAAAUACGAUGCAAACAAUACCGUCUUCUUGCUUCCAAAACCCCUGUGAUACCAAGCCCUGA
Parnassius apollo (apollo) is the source of this 621-nucleotide messenger RNA. Lineage: Eukaryota; Metazoa; Arthropoda; Insecta; Lepidoptera; Papilionidae. The record is from the annotation of a GenBank genome assembly.